Molecule: messenger RNA, 1138 nt
Organism: Branchiostoma belcheri (Belcher's lancelet)
Lineage: Eukaryota; Metazoa; Chordata; Leptocardii; Amphioxiformes; Branchiostomatidae
Product: ficolin-1-like
Exons: 5
Coding region: 270-1043 (257 amino acids)
Source: RefSeq, a predicted model, not a curated record
AGUCAUACUAAAGACUUAGAAAUGGUGCAUAACGAUUUUUUUUACUUAGCACUCAGCAUUUGAGAAAGAGUAAACUAAGUUUGUAAUUCUGUCCAUUGUAAGGUAGACUGUUGGCCAAUAUUUGGGCUUUUGUUUAAUCUAUGAUUACAAGCCCAAGAAUACAAUAGAAGAACGACAGUUGCCUCUAAUACAAUGUGUCUAAAGGUACCGUUUAUAGAAGAGGAUUUACAGUUUUGCUACUGUUUUAUUAACUUCAUCACUAACAGAAAAUGUUACUAGUAUAUGUCCUCCACCAGCAGGUAACGGUGGCUGGUCUGCAGACCUUGGUUUUGGAUCAGGCUGUGACCAUCCAGCAGCUGCAAACUAGGGUGAACCAACUUUCAGACACUUUGAACGGUGCCCGUGACUGUAUGGAACUGUUGACGACUGGACACGAUACCAGUGAUGUGUACACCAUCUACCCUGAUGGAGGAGGGAAAAGUCCUGUUCACGUCUACUGUGACAUGGACACUGACGGGGGUGGAUGGACGCUAUUCCAAAAGCGCCAAGACGGUUCGGUCAACUUCUAUCGAGAUUGGCAGGCGUACAAGACAGGGUUUGGUGACCUCAUAGGAGAGUUCUGGCUAGGUAACGACCACCUGCACCGUCUGACGGCCCAGGAUGUGUACGAACUGAGGGUGGAUCUGGAGGACUUUGAGGGCAACACGGCCUACGCCAAGUACAACAUCUUCAGGGUGGAGGAUGAAGUGCACAAGUACAGGCUCACUGUAGACGGGUACUCUGGUACAGCAGGUGAUGGUAUGACCGCUCAUCAUGACAUGUUCUUUUCGACAUGGGACAGGGACAACGACAUUCACGACACGGACGACUGUGCCGAAACCUACAAAGGUGCAUGGUGGUACAGCAGCUGCCAUCGUUCCAACCUGAACGGCCAGUACCUGAUUGGGAAUCACCAGUCGUACGGAGACGGCGUCAACUGGUCGCGUUGGAAGGGCCAAUACUAUUCCCUGAAAACCGCUGAAAUGAAGAUAAGGCCUAACUAGGCCAAGCAAAUGUUCUCAAAGAAGGUUGAUCCAAAGUCCCUUCUAGAUCUCCAACAUACAUAAUAACAGAAGGUUAUUGAUGAGUAAAAUUGAAU